Penicillium antarcticum is the source of this 5523-nucleotide messenger RNA. It is a transcript of the gene iml1, whose product is annotated as GTPase-activating protein IML1. The transcript has a single exon. Gene Ontology annotation, molecular function: GTPase activator activity. Lineage: Eukaryota; Fungi; Ascomycota; Eurotiomycetes; Eurotiales; Aspergillaceae. Gene Ontology annotation, cellular component: GATOR1 complex. The record is from RefSeq and is a predicted model, not a curated record. The coding region runs from base 1 to 5523 and encodes 1840 amino acids. Gene Ontology annotation, biological process: negative regulation of TORC1 signaling; intracellular signal transduction; positive regulation of autophagy.
AUGUCCUUGCGCGGCCCCAUGCGGCGGUCGCAUCUGCGGCAAGUGAGCGCGGCGAGCUUGGAGAGCAGCUCCACCCACUCACUGGAGGCCUCACAUCAUCGCGACGACAAUGAUACGACCACAGAUGAGCGAACCGUCAAGCUGUCUCCAACCAAUUUGACUCGGCACCAAUUUGCACUCUGGGUGCAUGAUGAAAUGUUCUCGCGUGAAGAGGUUUUGUUGAACCCUUCGGCUUUCGGCGAAUCCGGAGUCCAAGUUGGGGAUGUUGUCGAGAUCUUGCCCGUCCGGGCAUUUGGCGACAUGGGCAGUUACGCUCUGAAAUCCGAGGCGGCGCCAAAAUCUAUACGUGAGCACGCUGAACUGAACUCGUCAUCUCAGGCGGACAGCACCUCGAAAUUCAAGACUCCCUUGCAGAGCCGGUGUCUCUUUGUGGUGAAAGCGCUCCCACCGGAAAUCAAGGCUCGUCAUCCGCAACUGGAGAUUUCCGUGACCAACAACGUUGCCAAUAUUUUUGGCUUCAAGAACAGGACUCAAGUUCUCCUUUCGAUUGUAGACCGCGAACAAUGCGCGGCGUCUCAUGUCGAUAUCGCGUUUCGCGACCAAUACAUGGUCCGCUCAGACAUGUGGAGGCUCGUUAUGUCAGAACUGGCAGAUAAGAUCGUCUAUAAGGGACAGAAAAUUAUGUUCAUGGGAAGCAUCAAAGCCACUGUCAAGAACAUCUUCAUCCGAGAGAAGAAAUGCCUCUCAGGAUACUUUGCUCCAAGUACUAUCCCUGUUUUCCGAAGCGAGUCUGCCAAAUAUGUUCUAUUUAUCCAAAUGUCACGGGAAAUGUGGGAUUUCGAUUCCGAAGGCACCGGUGACAUCUUGUUUAGUCGAGUUAUCAACGGCUUUUUGCCUGAGCUCUUCAAGAGAUGGGCUAACUCUGACGCAAAGCAUCUGGUGACUAUUGUCUUAUUCACUCGAGUCGAAUACGAUGCGCCCAUUCAGCCAAGCCAUGCUAAACCCAGCGCUGGGAAUUUCAGUACUAAAUCUGGGCCGAACAAGAAUCCGACUCGUGACUUCUAUCGCGUGGUUGUCAAUGAUAUGGCAAGUGGACACUGGACAACCAUUCUUGACGAGCUCAAAAAAGAAUUUAGAACCUUCUUGCGAGAUGUCUCAAUCCUGAAAUCAGAUGACAUUGAGGCUGCAUCUGGAAGUGGGCUCAAGAUACCUUCCAAACCAAACAUGGCAACCAUUGCUGGACGCCCCACUACGGCCUUGCGAGGGAAUAUUCUAGAGGCCAUCCAUCUUGCCUCUGCUCAUUUGGCUUUCGACCACAUCGAUCGGGACAUGGUACACACAGGUACUUCAAUCAUUGUCAUUACACCCGGUAGUGGCGUUUUCGAGGUUUCUUACGAGUCAUUGGCUUCUACAACGGAGGCACUUGCAAAUCGUGGCAUAGCCAUUGACUUGGUUUGCCUGAGUCCGAUGCCUCUUCACUCUGUGCCAUUGUUUAAAUACAAGGAGCCGGUGGAGCAGCCAUCAGGCGUUACAGGAGAUUCUAGUUCCAGUGACAUUCGAAGAAAUGCCCCUUCACCUGAGAUACACCAUUCCUUAUCAAGUGUUGUCAGCAGAUCAUCCUACCUCUCUCCGAGCUCAUAUUUGUCUGCAACGAGAAUGAGGGAACGUGCAGCUCCUCAGGCUAAAGAGUGGAGCUAUGGUAUUCCACAUUGGCUUGAUAUUUCUUACUGGAAUCCUGAAACCUACCGAGAGGCUCGAAGAAUCCUAAAGAAAGAUCCCAACGCCCCGAUCUCUUCAACUGUCACUCGCCCAUCCAAGGCAUUUACACCACGAGUACGCAUGUAUGAAAUUCAAAUGAUGGGGGUCAUGGAAAGUGAACAGUCAAAUAUCUCGAUUCCGUAUCUUGCCGAAGGACGUGGUGGUGGAGUGAGGCCUCGUGUUCCCUGGCCUGGAUACGGCCAAUUAUUAAGCCAUCCUCCCCCUAAAACUCGCUUUGCCAAUUCUUUGUCCUUGAAAGCGCCACAUAGUGACAGUCUACGGCCAGGGUCGUUCAUCCAAAAUGCUUCUCAACACUCAGCAGACUCGCAAACCCAAGAACUUCCCAACUCACGAAAGUCCGUGAUGGCUUGGAUGGACCAAUACGAUGAAAAUCUCUUUACUGUCUCCUCGAAAAAGCGUCAAAUCCACAGAACCACCAGACAAAAGCGGCCUAGUGAAACAGAAGUUCAGGCAGCCGCUGCUGGAGUGCAUGAACGGCUUUCCGCCCGCUCAAUUAUGCGACUCCGUGAUCAUGAAACAAACCCAGCAGAGGAUGAUGAGUCUUCGCUGCCGGGACCUCGAAGGAUUGACUCCAUGACAACGAUGAAACCCAAAGGUCCGGGCUCGAUCAAGAGUAUGUCUCCCAAGAAGCCAGCAUUGAAGAAGACGCCUACACCAAAGGCUUCACGAAUUUCCAAGACUAUCAGUUUCGCACUUCGGGGUUUGAGUGCCACCCCUCCAAGAGCUCAAGCAAGCACGGGAAUCAAUGUGGAGCAUGCGAGUGCUCUGCCAGCUGUAGUAUCCAGAACUCCAGCUGGGUCAAUCUCUGAUUCAAGAAGUAUAGCUUCUUUGAGUCCAUCAGAAACAACGUCCACUCAAACUGCCAUUGACGUGCCUUCAAGACCUCCCUCGCCUGGGAAGCCUUCACAGCCUCACUCCAAGCCAAUUUCCAUCAAGAUACCCCCGAAAAAUUCGCCGAAGGAAAUCGAGCAAGCAGAGCGUGCAGGGACACAUGGAUCAUUGUCAACGUCUGUAGCAGAGAUAUCAGCUCAUGACGUUGGUCGUGAUCAAAAUGAAGGCUCCUACCGGGAUCACAAAAUUGAGUUCAAACUCAACCACAGUCCACGCGAGCCAUCUGCGCCUGCGCGCAACUCACCAAGCAAGGCUUUGUCCCCUUGGGUUCGCUCGGUCAACCCUUGUAACACUCCUAAGGAUGUGCUAAGAGAUACUAGCUGGUUUGGCCGUUGGCAACAUGCUUAUCCUCGGCCACCGCACGUGGCUGUCGUCAAGUGGAAAAGUUUGAAAUCGCCCGCAGUCCUUCCAUUGACGACCGAGGAACUACCAACCGCGAGUGUGCUUGCUUCGGAGUAUCUGCAAACUCCAUAUCGUGUCUUUCCGAAUGAGGACUCUGAAGGUAUAGAGGCACCAAAGACCCGAGGUAUUCUCAUACGGGAAAUGAUCUCACUGCGACUCUCUCAUGGCUUCCAGAUCGUUGUUGGAAAGAAUGUGGCCGAAGUAUCAGGACAGCCGGCGCUUGAAUCAUUGAAUGUCUUCGAUUCUCGAGGACUAGAACGAGACGGCUUGACCGUGUUCCUAUCCAAGGGUAACACUAUUCACCGACUUGUCUGCGUUCAAGGAGGAGAGGUUGAAGUGACACGAUUCACGCAUCAAAACUCUGCUAUGCUCAUAUGCCCUAAGAAGGCCACCUUUACCCUCUAUCAGCCGGCCAUGAAGACGAUUCUAAGCCCGGAAUACGAAAUCAAAGACAUCAAGCUGGAUCCAACUGCCGAGGAAUACAAUUGGAACUAUGCCGACAACUACGUGGCUGGUCACCGCGACUACCUCCAGAACCCAGCACAGCAACUGCAUUUCUGGCGAGUCCGUUAUGUGCUCAUUCCGCUCCAACUCUAUCCCAGUUCGCGGCGCCAUCUACAGUCGUUCAAUGAGGACAACGAAGAAGAAAUUCAUUUGCUUGGUAUCAGCCAGCUGACCCAUAUCUGGCAACGGUACAAGUAUGUGUCGCCGGAAGAAAAGCUGUUCGAGACUUCGAAUCCCAAGACGGAUCAAAACCCCCUCAACAUCAUGUACCAAACUCGCAAUCCAUCGGAAAUUGUCACUGCAGAGCUUGAUCGAUUGCUUCUGACAGAUCCAGGUCUUGACAACGCCCCUGCUCAGCUCCUACCUGAGUCAGAAUUGCUGGAGAGGUCAAGCAUCAGUCUUUCAUCGUUGGCUCAAAUUAUUCAAGGCGAGAAGGGUGUACGAAUGAUGGAUCGACGCUGGCAUUGGAGACUGCACUACAACUGUUUCAUUGGCUUUGAGUUCACCACAUGGCUUUUGCAAAACUUGCGCGAUAUCGAUACCCGCGAAGAAGCAGUGGUUUUCGGAAAUGAAUUGAUGAAACAUGGUCUGUUCCAGCAUGUGGAGAAGAGACAUAAUUUCCGAGAUGGUAAUUAUUUUUACCAAGUCUGUGCCGAUUACCGCGUCACUCGUCCAGAGUCGCGAGGAAGUUGGUUCCCUCAACUCAGAGCAGCAGACAAAUCAAUGCCAUCUACGCCAGCCAUUGGAACUGCAAAGGAGUCUCCUGCCAGUCUCCAUGCGCGAUCAGACAGCAUUGACGAACGCAUACCGCAAACUCCCAGUACUCCUUCCAAGGCCAAGAACAAGGUCGCCAUCAUGUUGUCCAAAUCUAUGAAAUAUGAUGUCGAUCCGCGCAAACGGUCCAAUCGGCCUGAAGUCAUCGACCUCCACUAUGACCGAUUGCACAACCCGGAGAACUGCUUCCAUAUCGAGCUCAGCUGGAUGAGCGCAACUCCUAAGCUGAUCGAAGACACGGUACUCUCAUGGGCCUCAACCGCCGAGAAAUUCGGCCUCAAGCUAGUCCAAGUACCUAUAGCCGAAGGCUGCGCCAUCGACAAAACGCAACCAUUCCGCAAACCCUACGAGAUAAAGCUGAAGCUUCCACCACCAAAGGCACCCCUCCACACAGUAUUCAACAGCGCCUCAUUCGCGCAGCCAGGGCCCCCGGACCCUAAUUACUACCAGAAGGCAAUCCUCCGCAAAUUCGACUUCGUCUUAGAUUUUGAAGCCUGCUCCGCAUUCCCAGCAGACGUGGAAGUCUCCUACUCAUGGGGAAAACCAGACUACCUGUAUCCGCAGUUCAUCCACCGGACAGGUAGCCUCCUAGCCCAGAUCACCAACGAAGGCGACUUCCUCCUACUAGCCAACCGACUCGUAAGCACGCGCGGAACAGCAGGCCGGGACGCAAACCGCUUCGACCACAGUCGCUCCGACUUCCGAGGCCGCGCAACAACAACCCACGAUAACCUCGACCGGGUUUCGCCUCGCCUGUCCCCGGUUACACGGCCUGUCCACGACAUCGGCAGUCCGAUGAUCGGAUCCAAUGCCUCCAGUAUCGACUCUGCAAACCUUUACCGCGCCCCGGAGCAUAUCCUUAACGGUCUAGAUGAGUUUUGUAAGGAUGAAGCACAGUUGAAGCAAUUCUAUUCGGAGUCGCAUGUUCGUCCUGCUUCCACCAAGGUGGAGCCUGCCACUACGAAUCUGAUGGAUGCGUCUAUCCCGUCACUGGAGCUUCCGGCUAGUGUGGUCAGUCAUCACAUCUCGCCGCCGCCGGGAUUGCCGUCUCGUGUGACGCAUGAUUCGCGUGAGGGACUGAAGUCGCCGGAGUUUACGCGGGCUAGGGCUCGUGCUGAGAGUCUGAGCUACAUGGGCAGUCCUAGAAGUGGGAGCCUGCGACCUUUGAUGUAA